GUUUCAUUUACGCAGAAGCUCGCACCGCGAUCACACGCUGAACAACAGGCACUGUAUUUACCCGAUUUUUUUUGCAUUUUACGAAUGGUUAAACAAUGGGCAUUAAUAAGUUGUACAGUGAGUUGCACAAUGCUACAAUGCCAGUAAGACUAAAUGAAUUUAGUGGCAAAACUUUAGCAGUGGAUGCAUUUAUUAUAUUGCACAAAGGAUGUUGUAACUGUUGCAGACAGCUUGCUAUGAAAAUACCAACAGAUAGAUAUGUCAAGUAUUUCAUGAAUGUUGUACUGAAUUUAAAGAAUUUUGGUAUUACACCAUUAGUUGUAUUCGAUGGUCAGCCGUUUCCCGCAAAAGAUGCUAAAAAUGAGGAACGUAGAAGAGAGCGUAAAUAUCUGUGGAAAAAGGGAUUGCCCUGUGGGAGCAAAAGAAAUAUACUGAAGCUAUGCCCAAUUUCUUGAAAGGUGUUACUAUAUCUGAAGAAAUGGUGCAAGCAGUAAUUAAGUCACUACGCAACCAAGACAGACUGUCAUUGCUCCAUAUGAAGCACAUUCCCCAAAUGGCUUAUUUAUGUAAAAACAGGUGUGGUCGAUUGGUGUCAUUUACUGAAAACUCUGAUGUCAUUGUAUAUGGUGCAUCAAAGGUUUUCACCAAGACUGAUUUCAGUAGUGGAACCUCCUUUUUAGUUGAAGCUGACAAGUUACCCCAAUGCUUCAAUUUAGAGAACUGGACUUUUACAAAGGUCAGGUAUAUUUGUAUCUUAGCUGGAUGCGAUUACUUACCAUCAAUUCCUGGCAUUGGGAUAAAGAGAGCAAUAGAAUUUGUUUACAAAAUAAAAGAAAAGGAUAUUUUGCAGGCUAUUCCUAGGAUGAGAUACUAUUUGAAUCGUCAGGUCAAUAUCCCGGAUGAUUACUUGAUCAAUUUCACUAAAGCAGAGAACACGUUCAAAUACCAUCUGGUAUUUGAUAUGGCAACACAGUGUGUUGUACCACUUAAUGAUUACACGGAUGGAUUAUCACAUAUCAACAUGCCAUAUGCUGGAAAGUAUCCUUUUUACUUUACCCAUAUUAGCUGUAUUGGAAGUACAUGUGCUAAAGUUAUUAAAAAUGUGUGUUUCAAUAAGCACUAAUUCUAGCAAUAACAGAUUUACAGCCAUAGAUCUAUGAACAGUCCAGUUAGGUUCCCAUAAGCAUUUACCCUGUAUCAUAAUUAAUUUUACUUGUUCCUAAGCAGACUGAAGA
Molecule: messenger RNA, 1235 nt
Organism: Saccoglossus kowalevskii
Lineage: Eukaryota; Metazoa; Hemichordata; Enteropneusta; Harrimaniidae
Product: exonuclease 1-like
Biological process (GO): mismatch repair; DNA recombination
Cellular component (GO): nucleus
Molecular function (GO): DNA binding; 5'-3' DNA exonuclease activity; 5'-flap endonuclease activity
Source: RefSeq, a predicted model, not a curated record